This is a messenger RNA of Anneissia japonica, 4802 nucleotides long. RefSeq names its product tetratricopeptide repeat protein 23-like. The transcript has 13 exons. NCBI's taxonomy places the organism in Eukaryota, Metazoa, Echinodermata, Crinoidea, Comatulida, Comatulidae. The coding region runs from base 346 to 1764 and encodes 472 amino acids. The record is from RefSeq and is a predicted model, not a curated record. Gene Ontology annotation, molecular function: protein binding.
CAAAACCAAAACAUGAUUUUUUGUUAGUCCCCGUGUCAGAACAGAAUCAUCAAGGUACACAGCUGCACCAAUCAAGCAUGUUGCAGAUAAUUUUAAAAGCUCUUCUCUUAUAAUAUUUACAGGACUAUUCAAAAAUUAAAAUGAUAUGGAAAUUAAUGACAGUAUAAUAUAUACUUUAAUAACUGCAAAUCAAUAAUAUUGAAGGUCCAUUUGCAAGUGAAAGUAAACUCCAGCUGGGUGCUUCUGCCAUCUUCUCGGAAAUGACGUAGCACGCUGCAAAGAUUAUUAAUUGCCAGAAAAAUUUGCACGCACACAUCUGGUUUGUUGACUUGAAAAACCGGGAAGAUGUCAUUUUCAGAUAGUUUUGAGAGUGACGAGAGCAGUGGAGAGAAAUCUGGGACUCAUGAUGAAGAAGAAGAAGACCAUUUAGACCAGAAAGAUACCAGCAGUAGUGUUUGGUCUGAUGAUGCUUCCAUGCUGUCAUCAGAAUAUGGUUCUGAAGGGACUUUAGAAUCUGGAUAUCAGAAAGGCUCACCAGAAGAUAGGUUACAUAUGACUCAAAAAUAUGCAAAGAAAUUCACAGCAAAAAAUAAGGUGAAUUUAGCAAUGACAGAGUGGAUCAGAUGUACAGCACUCGCUAGGCUGGUUUAUGGGGAUGGUCACUGGAAGUUAGCCCACAGUCAUGCUAGCCUAGGUCAGGCUUACUUGGAACUAAGAGAGUUAGCCCCUCAAGCAGAGCAUCAUGCAACCCUUGCUAAAAACAUGUUACUGAAGGAAGCUCACUCUACCAAUAGCACAGAGGACAAAGCUGGUCUGCUCCUGGCCUUGAUUACAACAUACUACACCUUAGGAAGAGCUUGCACUAUUCUUAAAAAAUACCCUCAAGCUGAGCAAAACUUGGCAAAGGCAGAAAGAAGUUGCGAAGAGAGAAGAAAACUAUACAAUCAGAAUGAUUUGGACAUCAAAGUGACAUUAGCAUUGGCAAGGUUAUGUGCUAGUCAAGGGAGACAUUCUCCUGGUUUUACAUAUUUCGAGAAAGCUCUAAAACUGAUUGAGGAAGAUUCUGGGAGUGGAAGUAGUCAGUUAGUUCCAGUAUACCAGGACAUGGGGAGGCUAGAACAGAGCAAGAAGGACAAAGCUGACCACGAUAGGGCUGUGGAGUACUUUCUCCAGGCCCAUUCCAUAGCAUCUUCAAAUUCAAAAAGACCACAGGAACUAACAGGGCAGACGGCACAUCAACUCGCCUUAGCCUAUGCUAAGUCAGGCACAUCUGAGGCAGAGACUGCCGCUGAGCGUUACCUUGAAGAAAGCUUAGGUACAUACAGCGUUGUUCAUGGGGAGCAUCACACCAAUUCUAUUGAAGUACAAGAGGAACUCUGCAAGUUAUUAAUACGAACCCAGCGUACCGAUGAAGCAAUAGAACUAUUGAAGUGUAUUAUAUCAGCUAAGUGUACAGUAUAUGGUGAGCUAAGUGAAGAGGUCGGAGAAAGCUACAAGCUGUAUGGCUCCCUCCUUAUGUCUCAAGGAAACUUGGAUAAAUCAUUAACAUACUUUAAGAAGUGUCAUGGAAUCAAAUGUAAUUUGUAUGGCAGUCAGCAUCGUAAGACUCAAGCAAUACAGAGUACCAUUGACAUGUUAUUACAGUCACCAUUGCUUGCUGCAAAAGAAGGUAAAAGUAAAUCAGCUCAACUGAAAGCAAGGCCAAGAUUUACUUCAACUGUUGGAAGAAGUAGUCCAAGAACCAGCAACCCAAUAGAUUACUGAUGGUAAAACAUGCAGUUAUGAAGUUAUUUGAUCAUAAUAAUAAUAUGUUAGACAUCUAUAGCGCUGUAUGCCAACAAUGCCUCUAUCGCUUCACACUAUUACUUCCGGUCAUUAGAUCAAUCAUAUAUGGAACACAUACUCAGCUCCAUGGAGAGAAUUCCAUAAUGUUGCAGCUGUAAUCAGCAUAUUUUGUUUUGGAACCUACCAAGUACCUACUUGUAGUCAUGGAUGGAGAGAGACAACCAUAGGUUAAGUGGCUUGCCCAAGGACACAAGCAAAAUGCACAGCCUGGGAUUGAACCGCCAGCCUCAAGGAUCAGAAGAAGAACCGCAACCAAUGCGCUAAAAUUGCUCCUACUUAAAGUCGGCAGCACAUUUUGGCACGUGUCUGGAAGCAGGCCUCUGAUUGGGUGAUAUUGUUAGUUGGAGCUUGAUAUUAAAUUUGAGAAAACACUGCAGAGGGAUUUUAGAAAUUGUACCCACUAUUAUAAAUUAAAAACCCUAUGCUUAUUCCUUUGGCUAGAAAACUCCUUGAUUUUACGGCCUGAUGUGGAAUGAAAUUGAUUAGCUUGGUUGUUGAGAUGGUUGCCCCCCCCCCCCCUCGAAUCCCAGGGUCCUGGGUUCAAUUUCUGUGACAGCAGGAUUUUUUCUCACGACUAAAAAACUCCACUCCCUAAAUCUCAAUAUUAGACUUUAAAAGCAUAACUGGGCCCUGCGGGAGAACGGUAGAUACUGUAUCUGCUGAACGGGAUACCUAGUAUAAAGAAGAAAAAUUAAAUUUAUGUAGAACUGAGCAUAUAGAGAGGUAUAAAAAAAGCAGUAUAUGAAGAUUUUUGCAAGGACAUUGGAAACAUCAAAGAUUCACCAUAAAUUUGCUUGCAGUUUGCAAUGUUAAAUAAAAAAUUCAGGCCUUUGACUUAUUGAUAUGCCCACUUCUGAUCUACAUCAUAAAGUGUUAACCAUUAAUCCUCUUAAGUUUUCCUGUAGAAAUUUUACUCCCGUUUAUGUUUUAGACUUGGGUCCCGUGGUUUUUGCAAAACUACCCACACCAGACAUGCUUAAAUGAGUCUUGGUGAUAUCUGGCUUGGUUCACGCUAAAGCAUUAUGAUCCUGAUCGGAAACUAAUCGUUAGUCUAACCGUUGGCCUAACCAUUCUGAUUGAGAACGCAGGAUCAGAUAGGUUGAUCAGGAUAAGUUGAUCAGGAUCGGUUAAAGGAUUGUAGGUGCUAACGGUUAGCAAGUUGACCUUGUUCUUAUAAACAAUCAAUCAGAUGCUAGCAUUUCCCAUUCGCUUCUGUAGACUAUUAUGGUAUUUAUAGACCGAAGAUCAGCAAUAACUGUUAAUAAUAUUAAAUAUAUUAAAAUCUUUCCCAUACUUUGGAAAAAUAAGUUGUAAAAUCGGAAGAAUGUUCUUCAUUUCAUGGAAAUCUAUGAACCAACACAAUCACAGGAUGUAUGGGCAUUUAUAAAUAGUUUUCACGCAAUGUGUAGACUCGCACUUUUGGUAAAUACUGACCCUACAACGCUCGUUUCUUAGUUUAAAAUGAUGUCUGCAUUUUGAACUAUCUAGAUCGAUAAUUUCAUGCCUGAAUGGAAAGGUGGCCUUGGAUAUACUAUCUAGAUAAUGCUAACCGCUAGUUGUGUGUGGCCUUAACCAUUGAAGUUAAGAUUACACAAAAUGCCAGUUUAAAUAAAAAACAUUCAAAAUACAGAGAAGAUUAGGAUGGCUUUUUCAAUCAAUAAUUGGCCAGAUUUAAUGAAAUCUGUCAUUUUCCACUGGAGUCGGCAAUGGGCUUAGACACACGGCUGUCAGUGUCUGGAAUUAUAAUUACAAUCCCACGACUUGUGGUUAGUUAGAAAAUAAUGUAUUCUGAAAAUAGCUACUAUGUUAUUUAUUUUAGUGUAAUAUUAUUUAUAUAAGUAAACUAUUUAUAUAGGGUAUAGAUAUUAAUGACUAGCACUUUCAAGGAAGCCCUGGUAAGCAAGUAUAGGGGAAAAAAACGGUGUUAGAUCAGUGCAAUUUACAUUAUAUUGUAGUGCUUUGAUAUUUGGUGUGAUUCUUUCUUGCGCAGGAUAAUUGAUCUUUUUAUAUGAAUGUUAUUAAUUACUUUGAGGUUUUUAUUCUACUUUAAAUCCAUAUUGCUAUGAAUACUAGUCAUAAAGUAGACGUUUGACAUUUGUCCAUGUCCAGGGCUGUGCGUUCUGUGUAUUCAGCAUAUUUUGUGUAAAAAUACACUGUAUAUUUACUAUACUAUAAAAAUACUAUAAACAUUCCACUGAUUCAUAUUUUUAAUAUAAAACAUUAAUGUAUAAAAUGAAUUCAAACAUUACAGUACAGUAAUUUAAUUGGAAAAAUUAUUGAUAUUGACGCUAAUUGAUAGUUUAAAAAAAAGUUUCCUAGUAAGAACUGCAAUAAUAAAUCAAACUAGAGCGGUGAUAACCAUAAUGCCAACGCCAUGUACCAAAAUGGCAAAAGUUAUAAAUUGCAACUUAAAUGUGUUAUUACUUGAAAGAAAUCCAGGGUUGUUAGGCCUAAACGAAACAAAAUUACCUUGAAUAAUAGGUUAUUUUUAAUAUUGUAAUUUUUGUGUUAUGUAUUUUUAUUAUGAACAUUGUAAGACAUGCAGGCAUGGCCUAUGGGCUCUUGGUCUAAGUAAAAAUCUAUGUACCAAUUUCACACUAAAUUCUGUGUUGACCCUACAAAAUACUAGCAUCAUUGUCUCUGCUGUUAAAUAGUUUUGCUGUUUUGUUUUACAGUAUACUUGCUUUAUAUCCGUUUUGAUUGACCAGUUUUGAUAGGGUAUGUGGUUUUGAUAACCUAGAAAAUUGCAGAUUAUAUACUACUGUACCUGAUUGUAAUUAUUAGAUUUGUAAACUUGGUUUUUAUAAUGUAUAUAAUAUAUUGUUUGUAUGUAGAUAGAGGGUGAUAGACAGGUCUACUCUAACUUUAUCUGGAUUUUUUUUAAUAGUUGGAUCGUGAUAACAUGUUUUCUAUGAAAGUGCAAUAAUUUAGUGAAUAAAAGAACAUCUAAAUCAAUA